This is a messenger RNA of Fusarium falciforme, 408 nucleotides long. RefSeq lists its product as hypothetical. Bases 76 to 408 code for a protein of 110 amino acids. The record is from RefSeq and is a predicted model, not a curated record. Gene Ontology annotation, cellular component: cytosolic large ribosomal subunit. NCBI's taxonomy places the organism in Eukaryota, Fungi, Ascomycota, Sordariomycetes, Hypocreales, Nectriaceae. The transcript is spliced from 3 exons. Gene Ontology annotation, molecular function: structural constituent of ribosome; RNA binding.
AACUUUUUGAUAUUCAACCUCAGCACUCCAUCACCCAACGUCCAGUCGCCAUCACCGAGUCGCCAAUCCGUCAAAAUGGCCCCCCAGAAGAAGAGCAAGAAGGAUGCCAACAGCAUCAACUCCAAGUUGGCGCUUGUUAUGAAGUCCGGAAAGGUCACUCUUGGAUACAAGUCUACCCUCAAGAGCCUCCGAUCCGGCAAGGCCAAGCUCAUCAUCAUUGCUGGCAACACUCCUCCUCUCCGCAAGAGUGAGCUCGAGUACUACAGCAUGCUGUCCAAGGCCCCCAUCCACCACUUCUCCGGCAACAACAUUGAGCUCGGUACCGCUUGCGGUAAGCUCUUCCGUUGCUCCACCAUGGCCAUCCUCGACGCUGGUGACUCCGAUAUCCUCAGCGACCAGCAGGCUUAA